Molecule: messenger RNA, 2991 nt
Organism: Ectocarpus siliculosus
Lineage: Eukaryota; Phaeophyceae; Ectocarpales; Ectocarpaceae
Source: the annotation of a GenBank genome assembly
AUGCCGGGGUCACGGGCGGCGCUGGGGUUGUGGGAACGAGCCGGGGGCCUGGACGGGGACGAGGCGGGCGUUGUGGAGACUGCGGGAGGCGUGUCUCCCAGGGGCGGCACCGUAGACACGGCGCAAGAGGUGACCGAGUGGGCGAGGCGCAUCCAGGCCUCGAUCGAGAGCAUGAACAGGCUGGUGGAUGGCUUCCAGCUCGCCGGGGGGGGCAGCAGCAGCAGCAGCAGAAGCGAAGCAGCCGGCACCGUGACCAGUCCCGACUCAUCCAUGUCGGGAGUACCACGACGAGACGAUGGCGAUGCCCUCUCCUCCGGGGGCGCGGCAGACAGCGCUUCUCAUGCGACGGGCUCACGGUCCAGCGGGUCCCGCGGCGGGGAGAGAGCGGUGGUCGGGGCGGCGGCCGCGGCGGCGGCAGCGGGGGCGCCUACUUCUUCCUCGUCCUUGUCGGCCUACGGUUUAGAGGGCUUCGCCUCCGCCCAGCUGGGAUUCCGACGGGUCGACGGAAGGCCCGGCCCCGCCGAGCACCGUGCCGCGGACCGGUCCCAGGAGGAAAAGAGAAAGGGCGAGGAUGCGAGCAGCGGGGGUUGGGAAGAGGCCAAGGGAGAGGGGGCUGUGCGUUGGGAGGCAGGCGACGGCAUAGUAGGAGCGAGCGGCGGCGGCGGCGGCGGCAUCAAAUCGUUCGUCCGGUCCUCGCUGUCGUCGUCCUCGGCCUCGUCGGUGAUGGGCCGAGCGGACGCCGUCUUGGCGGAAGCCGCGCGUGGGAUAGGGCUUGGCAGUGCCGCUUCUGUGGGAGGCGGUAGCUACAGGUCGUCGUCGUUGAGCAGCAGCACCGGUAGCCACUCGUUGGGGCCGGACCUUGAGGCCGAGAUAGCCAGCCUGGAGGCUCUUGCGGAGUCGCUGCAGCAGCGGAAGAUGCGCUUCGAGCCUAAGCAGCAACAACAGCAACAACAUCGUCCUGCUACCUUCGACAGGGAGCGAGGGCAUCGACGGAGGCCACGAGUUCACGCGGCCUCCACCGGUUCCGAGGAGAAGGGUCUCGACGGCGGAGAGGAUGGCUCGGACGGGGACGGAGGCGACGAUGGCGACGGUGCUGCCGCGGUGCUUGCUGACGGCGUUGUCCCCGGCACCGACCCCCGGCGAAGAGACGACGCCGUAGACACCGCCGCCCGCCCUGCCGCGGCGUCACCGAGCUCCUCGGAGGCGGCCUCUCUGUUUGACGGCUCUUCUUCGCCGUCCCCACCCCCCGCGAGCGACCUAUCGCUGGACCCCGAUAUCCUGGUGGAACCCCAUCAACAGGCGGUGGACAGCGGCGGCGGCGGCGGCUAUUACGACGAAAGCGGAGGCGGUGCCGCUACGCCUCUCGAGGCUCCCGGGUGGGGGUCCCUCGCCGACUACAUCGAGGGGACGUCCACAAACUCGGCGGGGUCGGCGGCCGUCGCGUGGCGGGACCUGAGCACGGAGGAGCAGGACUUGAUACUCGAAAAUGCCGGCAGCGGAGGGCGAGGGCCGGCCGGGGGGGGCGGUGGGGCGGAGGGGGUGGUAGAGGGAGAGGGGUACGGAUACGCCGGUACGGGUGCGGGGUCGGACGGAAGAGCUGCGAGUAGUGAUUACGGCAACAGCGGCGGCGGCGGCGGCGGCGGCGGCGGCGGCGGUGUUGCGGAGAUGAAGACCGCACGAGCGGAGCACGACGAGGUGCUGUUCGCUGGUGGGAGGGGCCCCGGCGGUGGGGGCGUGUUGCCUAGCACCGCCGGCGACGAGAAAGAGCAGUUUGUUGCGGGAGCGGCGCCGGGAGCCGCCGGGCGCUCUGCUGGCGGAGACGAUGAUGACGAUGACGGAGGAGAAUCGGCUGCGCCAAACGACAACAUCAGCGGAGGAGGCGGCGCCGCUCUCGGCAUCGGCGACGGCGACCUCUCUUGGGCUACGCAAGCCGACGACGGCGGUGACUACAGGAGCGGCGGUGGCGGGGAAGCCGGCCGUGUUCUCGACGCUGGGAGUAACGCUUGGGCGAUUGCUCGGCGUGCCCACGACGAGCGUGAUCUGUUCGGCGGUGGCAUGGAGGAGGGUAGAAACGGGGGCGGAGGCGACGUAGAUGACGGUCGAGGAGACGAGAGCUGGUCGCGUUCGCUUUCGGAGGAGGAGAGCGAGUUGGAGCCGUUGCCGGCGACCGCAGGAGACGCUGCAGGACCACGUUACGGGCACGAGGGUGGCGGCAUCAGGCGAGAGGAGGACACCACCCUGACGGAAGACUCUCUCAAGUUCUCCGAGCCCUCGCUCGACUCCUUGGCCAUGGCGAGGGAAGGACCGCCAGGCAGGGAACCAGGAGCGCAUGCUGCUGCUCGACCAACCGGUGCCUCCGCGUGGGAGGUGGGGAGUGCAGUCGUUCGGGACCAGACCCAAGAGCGGCCCGCACCUGACCAUCGCGGUGGCGCGGCAGGUGGCACGAGGGGUCGAUCGGAAGAAGGAGGCGCGGGCGGGGGUAGGCGGCUGGAGGCAGAGGAGGCUGGAGAACUGGCGGCGUUUUUCAGGAGCCGGGCUUCGGGGUUCAUCUCGAGGUCGAGGGCUCGGGAAGAGGCGGUGCGGCAAAGGAGAGAAUCCCGCCGAAAGUCCCGUGAAGACGACGAAGCUAUCGCCGCCGCUGCGGCCGAACAGCGGCGUGACCAGCCACACCAAACCGGGGUCGGGCCGGGGGCGCGGAUGAGAGGGGGUGUUGAUGUCGCGGGGCCCCCAUCCGGGUUGCUUGGCGAGUCAGGAGGAGGAGGAGGAGGUCGACGCAGGGUUUCGAUCCAGGAGGCCAGGAAGAGGACCGCAAGGCUGUACAACUCCCUGCCGGAGGUGCGCGAGGCUCGAGAGAAGAAGGAGAAGAGCGAGGAGCGAGUUAGGCGUUUGCUGCAGGCGAGGGCCCUCGAAAAAUCUCGACAUCGCUCUCGAAGGGGUGGAGGAAGAGGAGGGGGAGGAGGAGGAGGAGGAAGGAGUUCUGGCAGGAAGUGA